AUGACUCAAUAUAGUCCGAUUAAAUUAUUUGUUAAAAUAUGUGAUAUUAGAGGAGCUUGUAAUAUAAUUUAUGGAGACCCAUUAUCUAUUGACUAUACUACAAUAACUGAUACGGAAUUCAACAUUCAAAAAGAAAUUGUGAAAUCGGCAUUUAUAAGAACAGAUUACGAGACUGCACAUAAUCUCAUAUUUAUGGCAGCACUUACAUAUAAGAAUGCUGAUCAGAAAAGAUAUAAUGAAUGGCGAGACUAUAUAAAAGAUAUUAUGCAUAAAGAAAUAAAUAAAUUGGUGGAACACCCAACUACACAAUUUUAUAUCUCCCAUAAUGAAAUUAUACAAUUUGUCUCAAGAGCCAAAAAUAAUUUGGAAUUACUUGAUUUAAAUGAUCCAUCGACUUUAGAAAAACUUCUGGAAGUUCUAGAUCAAAUAACUACAGUGAGUGCAAAUAAUGAUAUAGCAAGUCAAACCGAUGCGCAGGGAAAAAAUUUAGAAAUGUUGGAUAGAUAUAGGAGUUACUCCGGUGACCGAUACACAAAUAAUAAAGUAAAAACAAUCUCUGUGGAUUUGGCUUAUGUUGAAAUGAACUUGCAACUUAUACAAGAUAUACUCAAAUCAAGAAGUAGUAAUGGCUCUACGGAUAACAUAAAAGUUACCGAGAGAGUAAAUGCAUUGGUAGAGAAAAUGUGCUACAGUGAGCUAAUUCUUAAUGAGAACAUUAAAACAAAUUUUGCUAGUAUAAGCAUUUCUAAAAUGACAGGGAAUUAUCUAUUAAAAAAGGAAUUUUCCAUUUCUGCUAUUCAUACCAAAGAGGAAGGCUCAUUUAAGAUACGUCAAGCAAAUUUAAUAUCUGAAACAACUCCAUAUUGUGUGUCGAUAGUGCAAUAUACUGAAGAUUUUUUUACUAAUCAAAAUAACUACGUUAUUAACCUCGCCGUCUUUGACUUAAAAAUCCUAACGUCUGUAUUAGAUUGGAAAGCCAAUGAAGCACAUCAGGACCCGCAUACUCAUAGUUUACAAAUAAAAUUAGCGAAAUCUAAAUCAGAUGAAAAUAUUUGCCUCUCUAGAAGGAAUAGGAAUAGUGCUUGGGUAACAGACAAUUGCAAGGUUAAGGCUGUUAGUAUUCUACAUGUGUUCUGUAGUUGCUUCUACUUAGGAUACUUCAGACUGCAAGUACCAGGAAUCGAAAAAUACGUUAUUAAUACUUUUUAA
Molecule: messenger RNA, 1209 nt
Organism: Teleopsis dalmanni
Lineage: Eukaryota; Metazoa; Arthropoda; Insecta; Diptera; Diopsidae
Exons: 6
Coding region: 1-1209 (402 amino acids)
Source: RefSeq, a predicted model, not a curated record